Leptinotarsa decemlineata (Colorado potato beetle) is the source of this 1642-nucleotide messenger RNA. Its product is annotated as U3 small nucleolar RNA-associated protein 6 homolog. The record is from RefSeq and is a predicted model, not a curated record. Gene Ontology annotation, cellular component: small-subunit processome; Pwp2p-containing subcomplex of 90S preribosome. Gene Ontology annotation, biological process: maturation of SSU-rRNA from tricistronic rRNA transcript (SSU-rRNA, 5.8S rRNA, LSU-rRNA). Gene Ontology annotation, molecular function: snoRNA binding; protein binding. NCBI's taxonomy places the organism in Eukaryota, Metazoa, Arthropoda, Insecta, Coleoptera, Chrysomelidae.
AACAAAAUGGAGGAACUUAUUGAGCGACAUAUGGAAUCAAUGACGGAGGAGAUCAAUGAAAUGAGAAGAACAAAACUUUUCACCUUGGAUGAAACUAGGGCAAUAAUGAAAAAACGGAGACACUUUGAAUGUAAAAUAAAUGGAGUAAUGAAGAACUUGCAGGAUUUCAAGGACUACAUUCAGUAUGAAAAAAUUUUAUUGAGAGAUAUUAAGUUAAGGAGAAACAAGUUACGAAUUGCAGACAAGAAAAAUAGCAUAGAGUUCAAGAUAUUGAAGAGAAUAAAAUAUUUAUAUGAGAUAGCUCUACAAAGAUUUUCCAACGAUUUCCAAUUGAGUUUAUCUCAUUUCAAGUUUUGCAAGGAAUCAAAAUUUGAUCAACCUGCUUCACUUGUUAUUCAGAACAUGAUCAAGAACUUUGCAUACAUUCCAGAAGUCUGGCAGGUAGCUGCAUCAUGGCAUGUCCAAAGAGACAUUGGCCAAGCCCUCAAUGUUAUUCAUAAAGGUCUAACAAUUCAUCAGACAUCGGAAGUCCUUUAUUCCGAAGCUAUUCAGCUGGAGCUUAUGAAUAGAGAAAAAGACGACUGGUCUGAUGGUUCACAAGUUCAAAAUAAAGAUGAGUUGUGUUCCAAAAAGAUUGAAACUUAUGUGGAAUCUAUAUUCAAAAACGUUAAUGACUACCAAUUCCUUUUGAAGGUUUUGAAGUUGUUGGAACCUUACAAUUUCACUAAAUCUGUUCAGAACAAGAUAAUAAAUUGGCUGCUACAACAUUUUUCUGAUGAAGAACAAGUUUGGCAUACUUUGGCUCAGAGAGAGAAAAAUGGUAUCAAGGAAGCCCGAAAACAAUAUAGUCUUCUAGCAGUUGAAGAGCCAUAUUGCAAAGAACUCCAUGCAACAAUGGCUAAAAUAGAAUCAGCAGAAAUAGACUUAGAUGUGAAAGAAUUAGAAACAGUCUUGUUAUUAUCAUGUAAACAGUUCGGCAGUGAAGAUGCCGAUGUUUGGAUUAGUUUGAUCAGGUGUUACUUGGAAUACCACAAAAUGUGGGAGGAACUAGAUCAGAAUUUUAAUGUCAAUGAGAAGGUGUUACAAAUCAAACAAGAUGCAGAAUACCAAUUGUCCCAUAGUGCUUUAUUAUUGGCUGAUUUCAGAGGGAAAUAUGAUGCUUUGAGAAGUUCUGUUGAUUUCUAGAGAGGAGCUGACUUAUGAUCCCAAGACAAAAAUAUCAAGUAAUAUAGAAAUGUGAAGACUUGGAAAAUAUUAAUUUUACAUUAAUAAUAUAUUUUAGAGGUUGAACUGGUUUCCUUGAAAAUGAAGAUAUAGAACUCAGAUUUACUUUCAUGUCAGAGUCUCAUCACAUAUCGGGAUAACAAUUCUAGAUUAAAGUUUUAAUAUAAAAGAAACUGUAUUGUGCAUGAAACGAAAUACUAUAAUUACCUUUCAACUAAACAUGUUAGUUAAGGAGUUUGUUUCCUGAAAUCACAAUAAGCAUCCCUAGUUUCUUGAGUUGGUAUGCCAUCAAGUGUUUUUUUGUCACCAAAUUUUCUUUAACAUCAACUUUCUUUUAUUAUAUCUCAAAUCAAAUUGUUAACUUAUUAUUUUGCAUAUAAACAUUUUUGUUUAAAUAAAAUAAACAUUGUUUGAAUGA